Molecule: messenger RNA, 1869 nt
Organism: Brenthis ino (lesser marbled fritillary)
Lineage: Eukaryota; Metazoa; Arthropoda; Insecta; Lepidoptera; Nymphalidae
Source: the annotation of a GenBank genome assembly
AUGGAUACAGAAGAAUUUCGUGUGCGCGGUAAAGAGAUGGUUGAUUAUAUAUGUACGUAUAUGAACACUUUGCGGACCCGGCGUGUUACUCCAGCGGUGGAACCUGGAUACCUUCGUAAGGAGCUGCCUUCAAAAGCUCCUAUGUAUCCUGAAGACUGGGAAGACGUGAUGUGCGAUGUAGAGCAUAAGAUCAUGCCUGGGCUUACUCACUGGCAACAUCCAAAUUUUCAUGCAUAUUUCCCGAGUGGUAACGCAUAUCCCUCAAUCCUCGGCGAUAUGCUGUCUUCGGGAAUUGGUUGCAUUGGAUUUUCUUGGGCGGCAGGCCCCGCUCUCACUGAAUUAGAAAUAAUUGUGUUAGAUUGGAUAGGGAAAGCUAUCGGCUUACCUACAGGUUUUUUAACUUAUGGGGAGGGCAGCAAGGGCGGUGGCGUGAUUGAGGGGUCAGCUAGCGAGUGUGUCUUUGUGACGAUGCUAGCUGCGAGAGCUGCGGGCAUCAAACGAUUGAAGAAUCAAUUUCCCAAUGUUGAUGAGGGCCUCUUGCUGUCUAAGUUAAUCGCGUAUUGUUCAAAAGAAGCUCACUCUUGCGUUGAAAAAGCUGCUAUGAUGAGCUUUGUUAAGCUUCGCAUUUUACAACCUGACGAGAAUGGUAGUCUAAGAGGGGACACUUUAAGGGAAGCUAUGGAGGCAGAUGUGGAAGCAGGCUUAGUGCCAUUUUACGUAUCAACUACUCUAGGAACUACAGGACUCUGUUCUUUCGACAAUUUGUCUGAAAUUGGGCCAGUAGUACGAAAAUUUCCUUGCGUGUGGCUUCAUAUAGACGCUGCAUAUGCUGGAAGUGCAUUUCUCUGCCCAGAACACAAGCAUCAUUUGGCAGGAGUUGAAUACGCUGAUUCCUUCAAUACAAACCCAAAUAAAUUUAUGCUUACUGCUUUUGACUGUUCUCUUAUGUGGGUGACCAAUCGAAUUUUACUUACAUCGGCCCUUGUUGUGGACCCACUUUAUCUACAGCAUGUCCACGAUCAGACUGCUAUUGAUUAUCGGCAUUGGGGAAUACCCCUCAGCCGUCGUUUUCGAUCGCUCAAACUGUGGUUUAUGUUGAGGAGCUACGGCAUAUCUGGCUUACAGAAAUAUGUUCGACUACAUUGUGAGCUUGCUAAGUAUUUUGAGCAACUAGUUAAAAAAGAUGAAAGAUUUGAAAUAUGCAAUCAAGUUAUGAUGGGGUUAGUUGUUUUCCGGCUAGUUGGAGGACCUGGUGAAACGGAUGAGCAAGUUGAUAAAUUAAACAAGAAACUGUUGACCAAUAUUAACGCAUCUGGAAAAAUUCAUAUGGUCCCGACUUCAUUACGCGGCAGAUUUGUUAUUCGCUUUUGCGUCGUACACCAAUAUGCAACUCGCGAAGAUAUAGAAUUUGCAUGGGAUACAAUAACCGACUUUGCGACAGAAUUAUUGGAAGAACCAGAUAAGGAAAGGGAUUUGGACGAGGAAGGAGCACGAAGGAACCGGGCAGCACUCGCCCACAGGCGCUCAUUCUUUGUGCGCAUGGUGAGCGACCCGAAGAUUUACAACCCGGCAAUCAACAAGACGCCACCGCCGGUGCCCAUCGGCGCCGGCAGCCCUAUUGCAGCUAUGCCCGUAAGACCUUCCGAAGCUGGCUCCAUACAUCUUGUGCCAUCCAGUCCGAAACAAUCUUCUUGGAUAAGUUGGCCGCUGGCAUUCUUCUUUCAAAGUGUUGAUAAUGAUACCAAUGAUUUGCCACUGAGAUUUCGCCACUUAGACACAAAGGUGCGCCUGAAAAGCCCCAGCCAAGGAAGACGCGGGUCUUCUCCAGGUGUUUCCCCAGAACGUCGCGUGCCCUCGCCCUCCGCAAAU